This is a messenger RNA of Xenia sp. Carnegie-2017, 1722 nucleotides long. Its product is annotated as rhodopsin, GQ-coupled-like. The transcript has 4 exons. Gene Ontology annotation, molecular function: G protein-coupled receptor activity. Gene Ontology annotation, cellular component: membrane. NCBI's taxonomy places the organism in Eukaryota, Metazoa, Cnidaria, Anthozoa, Malacalcyonacea, Xeniidae. The coding region runs from base 290 to 1357 and encodes 355 amino acids. The record is from RefSeq and is a predicted model, not a curated record. Gene Ontology annotation, biological process: G protein-coupled receptor signaling pathway.
GGUCUUAUAGAGCUCAAUGAGUAAAUGCGAUAAUAAAGUAAAAAUAAAUAAUGAAUUUUUAACUAAUAUGAAUAGGUAAUUUUUGAAUUUCAAACAUCAGUCGCGCGACGGAUUUGACAUACUCUAGAUCCGCCCCUGUAAAUAUCUUCAAAGAAGAAGGAGUCUCUUCUCCAUUAGAACAGCAAAAGUAAACAAGAAGAUUCAAGAGCAAUUUUUUUGGAUCUUGUGAAAAUAUCUGAAGACAGCCUGUUUUCAUUGUAUGAACGUCAAAGAGAUACCAUAGCAGAUUAUGAUGAUUACUAUUUGCAUCGUUGCCUUAUUUGUAUUGGUGAAUUUUGCUGAACCAAGUGAAAACUGCAACACUAGAUUUGAACGGAAAUACAAACUUAAAAACUGUAGCUGCUCAAUACCGGUCAAACAACUACCAAAAAACUGUAUAGAUAUCAGAAAAGAGAUUCGUAAGAAUGAAUGGGAAAGGACUUACGGAAAGGUUCAUUUAGCGAUUAUAGCUGUGGGACCAGUUGGAAUUAUUUUAAACACUUUACUGGUUUUGGUAAUGCUUCGUGAUCCCAUGAAGAUCCUUCAUCGUGGAGCAUGGAUAACAAUCCUUAAUCUUUCUUUGUCCGACACAAUGGCUUGCUCAGCAAGAGUGGCAUCUUCAAUUAUCGUAAAAUGGUGGGAUAUUGAAGUAAACAACAAGUCCAAAAUUUAUACAGAGUUCUUCUGGCAAUUUGGUGUAGUUGGCUCAUUCUUUUUUCUUACGCUCCUCACAGUCCAAACUUUCAUGAUAGUUAAAUAUCCCAUAAGAAGCCGCCUUGUCAUGACAAGAAGAAGAGUUUCACUUAUCAUUGGGAUUGUGUGGGUUAUGUCGUUGGCGCUUGCUCUACCUGAAAUUGACGACAUUUCUAAAGAUAAAAGAUGGUAUUUUUUCGUGGCAACCAUUUCUGUUUUGGAGUUGGCAACAAUCAUUCAGAUCAUAAUGAAAACAUUCAUAAUAAAAGAAAUUCUCUCACCUAGAGAAAUGAUGACAAACGACACCAGAAACAAGCAGCAAAGAGAAGUUGCCAAAACUGUUAUCCUACUCAAUGCUAUUCUUAUUGUUACAGCCCUUCCAUACUUUAUUGCCAAACAGGUUGAGUACAUACACAGAUUAAAUGGUGGAUCUGAUGAUUUGAAGGUUAAACUUCCAUAUUACUACGAGCCCAUUGCCAUGAUCAAUUUUGUCGCCAAUCCAUUAGUUUAUUCACUUCGUCUGAAAGAUUAUCGCAAAAGUUUACUUCACUUGUUUUUCCGUUUAAAAAAAAAUCGUGUUCCUUCAGCGAAGCAUAGCAAGAAAACUAUGACUACAAAUAUGUAGAGUAUUUACGUAAGUCAUUCUCGUUCUUCAGCGUACGUUUCUACCGCAUUUUGUUGAAGUCUAAAUGAUGGAUGGCUCUACCAAAUUCAACUGUUAUUUCUCGCAUUUCUUCAUUUUAACAAUUCUUGUUUAUGUCAUAGAUAUUAAUUUCACUACUAAUUUAUUUUGUUAGCAACAUUCAUCAUUGGAAGUGCACUUGAGGCACUAUAAUUUUGCCAUGGUCCAUGUAUAUAUGUAAUAUGUGCGAUGUAAACGGCUUCUAUAUUAAACGGCUUAUAUUUAUAUCUUAAAGCUCAAACCAAUCCCAAACUUGUACAACUGUUUCAUUUCUUUGAUAAUAAUGAAAUGCUCAUACGUUUUAUUCA